AUGAGACUUUUCCUCAUGUUGGAAGUUGACGACCAGAUGAUGUCAGUGCAGAAUAAGAAUUCGUCAUAUUUCGUCGAAUGGAUUCCCAACAAUGUAAAGACUGCCGUGUGCGAUAUUCCACCACGUGGACUGAAGAUGGCCGCCACCUUUAUUGGAAACUCAACAGCAAUUCAAGAACUGUUCAAGCGCAUUUCUGAGCAGUUCACUGGUAAAGUUACUUUUUUCAACAAAUAG
This is a messenger RNA of Cylicostephanus goldi, 234 nucleotides long. The record is from the annotation of a GenBank genome assembly. Lineage: Eukaryota; Metazoa; Nematoda; Chromadorea; Rhabditida; Strongylidae.